Varanus komodoensis (Komodo dragon) is the source of this 1545-nucleotide messenger RNA. RefSeq names its product F-box protein 4 (gene FBXO4). Gene Ontology annotation, molecular function: protein binding. The transcript is spliced from 7 exons. Bases 253 to 1401 code for a protein of 382 amino acids. Gene Ontology annotation, cellular component: SCF ubiquitin ligase complex. The record is from RefSeq and is a predicted model, not a curated record. Lineage: Eukaryota; Metazoa; Chordata; Lepidosauria; Squamata; Varanidae. Gene Ontology annotation, biological process: SCF-dependent proteasomal ubiquitin-dependent protein catabolic process; protein polyubiquitination.
UGGGCAAGUAAACUUGGCAUCAGGUGGAGCCGGCCGGAGAAAAGGCGUGGAUGAGCCGCCAAAGAGGCGGAGCCGGCCAACUCUACAAAGCGCGCCAUCCCGAUGCGCGGGGACCGCGCGCCGGGGCUCUGCGAGAGGGCGAUCCAGCGCGCACAUCCUGGCGGGACUCUCUUCCGAAGGGCGGGCAAGGAGCGCGGCAAGCGGCGUGGCUUGUGAUCCCCGCCUCCCUCCCUCCAUCUCCGGCAUCGCGUCAUGGCCACGGGCAGCGGCGGGGACUGGCGGCGCUUCGAGGCCGCGCUGCGCAGCAGCCUCCGCCUCCUGCGGGACAAAUGGGGACCUCCGGAAAGGCUGCCGGCGAGGAAGGGCGAGUGCGCACGGCCAGCCCGCGGCGACGGGGAGGACGAGCAGCCGCAGCAGCAGCCCAGCGCCUUGGAAGCCCUGCCGAUAGAUGUGAAGUUAUACAUCAUGUCCUUCCUCACACCAAAAGAUCUGAGCUAUUUGGGAAGCACCAACCGCUAUUGGAGGCUAGCAGUCCAGGACCCCUUGCUAUGGAGAUAUUUUCUGUUUCGAGAUCUCUCUUCUUGGCAUUCUGUUGACUGGAAGUCACUGCCAGAUCCAGACAUAUUUAAUAGAUCGUUUGCUGAGCUACAUGACAGUUCUCUGUGUGACUACAUGGCUGUGUAUAAGAAGUGCUGUUCCAGUCGCAAAAGGUCCCCAACGUCCACUUAUGAAGCCUUGACUUCCUUCUUACAGUCAUUGAUCUCACAAGCAGAGCCUCGCUUUGCAAUGUUUGGGCCAGGUUUGGAAAACUUGGAUGAAUCUUUGGUUCAUAAAAUGAUGACGAAUCCAGAGAUUUUGCCAUCAGCUGCUAUAUCUUCUAGACAAAUACAUGGGAUAGGAUCAGGAGUCACAUUUAAUUUGAAUAGCCAGAAAUUCAAUAUUCUGACACUGUAUUCCCAAACCAGCAAAGAAAGACGCAGAGCAAAGGAAGACAAUAGCAACCCCAUCAACAAGAUGUUCCACGAAGAGAACAGCCUCGAUGGGACAACACAAUGCACUCUGAUUGAACACAUUAAAAACAUGUGCAGGCUAAUUGAUGGGUUCAUCUAUGUUGCAGAUGCUGAGGCUAAUAAAAGGCACAGUCGUCAAAUUGAACGUGCUCGGAUGGCAGCAAUGCUUGAUCCAACUCUUGGACCUUCAGGUAGACCUCUGCUGGUUUUGUCCUGCAUUUCGCAUGCUGGGACUGAAAGGAUUCCUUGUAUUUACAUGGCACACCAGCUGCAGCUAAACCUCCUUGACCAACCAUGGAUGGUUCAGGACACUGAAGCUGCCACAUUAGCUGGACUACUGGAUGGAAUUCAGUGGCUAUUGGAACAAACUGAACAUAAAAACACACAAUGAUCAGGAGGGAUCGUUAAGAGGGCCAAUAGACUUUUUGUUCAGCUUGCCUUAUUUUAAUGCCAUUCUUGAUGUGAGCACCAUUUUUCUUUCUAAUUUGAUAUGCUUCAGAAGUGACUGUUAUUAAAAAGGAUCUGUGCUGUCACA